UCCAAACGUGGCCCUGAAGCUUCAUCCUGUGCAAACAGUCACUAUUUCCGAACAACGCACAGAGAUCUCCCAGCAGGCCAGUAACUCAGAUUGCCAGACAAAUGCCUCCGAGGUGCUAGCUACAGGUUUAGAAUGCUUAAACUCUCAUUUCUGGCUGGGUUCUGACCUUCCCAAUGCCCAAGUCCCAAUUUUGACCCAGAAUCCAAAGGAACCUUGCACAUCACCAUCACAGAACUCAACCCAAGACACACAUGGCAUCAGACUGCCUGGUUAUACUUUACAGCCUGGUCAGGAGAUCAGAGCUCAAAACGUCUUGCAGAAUUCACAUCCAAAAGGUUCAUUGGAUUCAAAUGAUGAGAAGCCAUCUCAAGAUGAUGGAUGGCCAUGCACCAGGAUUGUGGGAUUGCAGUCUUGUAGCCUUUUCCCAACUCGAUAUACCAGGAUUGAAAGUAGCAUUCCAAGGUUAGAUCCGAAAGGUACAUUAAGAGAUAUGAGGGCACCUCCAAGUGGACAUGGGUCAUUAGAUACACCUAAAGACUCGACAAGUCUCGGGCUCAAAGAUAACAGCUUCGUUCCCACUCAGGACAUCAGGAUCCCACAGAGACAAAGUACAUUGGAGUUAAGAAAUCACCACAAACUGAGCCCCACUCAACACCAAUCACUGAAUUUGUCUCAGUGCAUUGACCAAGAUGAUGCGCUUCCCACGCCGACACUGUACACCAAUCUCCAGCGAAGACUACAAAAAGGAAGAUCCAGGGUUGCUUCAAGCUUAAAGGAGGUUGGGCCACCAUUGGAGUUGGGUGCCAAUCACAGGAAGCAACAGGACGACUCAAAAUCUAUUGAGUGUUCACGAGUACCAAGAGAAGCGAAGGGAAGACAAUUUCAUGAAGGUUUGGAAGAGGAUAAAAAGGUGGGAACCGGGAUGUCAGAUGUGGUUCAGGAUCCUAAACCCAAGCCAGCCGUUCCGAUGAAACCAUCAGCUGUGGGCUCCCAGCUACUCGGCUAUGUGGGAAUUGAUACCAUCAUCGAGCAGAUGAGAAGGAAGACCAUGAAGACUGGUUUCGAUUUUAACAUCAUGGUCGUGGGUCAGAGUGGCCUGGGGAAGUCGACACUGGUGAACACGCUGUUUAAAUCUCAAGUCAGUCGGAAGUCCUGCGGCAGAAAUCGAGAAGAAAAGGUCCCUAAAACUGUAGAGAUCCGAACAGUUAGUCACGGUGAGGUCACCUACAGUAUGUAUUUCUUCCUAAUUGUGCGGAAGGAGCUGGAUAGCAAUGGAAUUGAGUUCUACCCACAGAGAGAGUUUGAUGAGGACAUGGAAGACAAGAUGGAAAAUGACAAGAUCAGGGAAACCAUGCCAUUUGCCAUUGUCGGCAGUGACACGGAGUAUCAAAUCAAUGGGAAGAGAGUGUUGGGAAGAAAAACCCCCUGGGGCAUCAUUGAGGUUGAGAACGUGACUCAUUGUGAAUUUCCACUUCUCCGGGACCUUAUCGUUAGGACUCACCUCCAAGACCUGAAGGAGGUGACCCACAACAUCUUCUAUGAGACGUAUCGGGCCAAGAGGCUGAACGAAAAUGGGAAUCUGGCCAACGACACAGGGUUUGUUCCAAUGCCCGAAGAGCUUGGAGUGAAAUUGUUAGACAUCUGCAGUACGUAG
Rhincodon typus (whale shark) is the source of this 1654-nucleotide messenger RNA. Its product is annotated as neuronal-specific septin-3-like. Gene Ontology annotation, biological process: cytoskeleton-dependent cytokinesis. Lineage: Eukaryota; Metazoa; Chordata; Chondrichthyes; Orectolobiformes; Rhincodontidae. The transcript is spliced from 8 exons. The record is from RefSeq and is a predicted model, not a curated record. Gene Ontology annotation, cellular component: microtubule cytoskeleton; presynaptic cytoskeleton; septin complex. Gene Ontology annotation, molecular function: molecular adaptor activity; GTPase activity; GTP binding. The coding region runs from base 491 to 1654 and encodes 387 amino acids.